UCUCUACUUGCACCAAAAACUCAGAGACCUUUUCUUUUGUCGCAAAGUCGCAUUGGGGCAAAAUUAGCGAACUUAUUACCUCUAUAAUCGCAGCCAGCGGUAUUUCUCGGACCCUGGAAUACUACUUUCCAUUGCUUUUCUGCUACUUCUUUCCCUCUAACACAAUGUCACUGAAUCACACCUCUCUUGAUGCGGCGGCAACAGAACGCAAAGCCCGUCUUGCGAAGCUUGCAGCUCUAAAGAGGAAGCAACCGGAACCGGAGACACUCACAGAGGCGCGUGCUGGAGACCAUGAGCCUGAGGAUGCCGCUCCCGAUGUCACAAGAAAAUACCUGUCCGGACGCAAUUUCGAUGCAGAAACUCGAGGGCCCAAGCUGGGAUUUGAUCAAGCGCCAACAGAAGGAGCGAAAACACUUGAAGCGCAAGCUGCUGAGAUAGCGAAGGCUACGGCGGAGCAGGCGAAGAAGGAUGAGGAGAAGGACCAACCGAUCGACCUAUUCAAGUUGCAGCCAAAGAAGCCUAAUUGGGACCUAAAGCGUGACCUUGAUGAAAAAAUGAAAAUUCUUAAUGUGAGGACGGAAAAUGCAAUUGCGAGACUUGUUCGACAGCGCAUGGAGAAUGCGCAACGAGCAGCGAAGGCGCAGGGAACGACCCGCAACGAAGAUGAGCAGGGAGAGGAGGUAGGCAUUGAAGGAGACAUGCUCGUGGAAGGAAUUCACGUCCGCGAGAGGGAAGAGGAAGAAGAAAGAGAAGAGAUGGACGAGGAUUCAUGAUACCCAUGAGAAUUCGCGCAGGUUGAUCUAUGGCCUUAUAUGCUUUUUUAUCAUACAACACUUUACUUUGGCGCUGCAGAGCUGGGACUCGGGGCGGUCAGAAACAGGCGUUAGCGGUCAUCUGCAUUUUGAUUGCAUGGAUGUUAAUGCAAUUAUGCUCUUCUGUAUUACUAUAGUACAUUACUGGCUGGGGUCAAGAAAGAACAAUAUUUCCAAUUCGGUCGAACGGCCGAGAGGAAAAUCUCCA
Molecule: messenger RNA, 1020 nt
Organism: Aspergillus novofumigatus IBT 16806
Lineage: Eukaryota; Fungi; Ascomycota; Eurotiomycetes; Eurotiales; Aspergillaceae
Product: CCDC12/cwf18 family protein
Exons: 1
Coding region: 165-773 (202 amino acids)
Cellular component (GO): U2-type spliceosomal complex; post-mRNA release spliceosomal complex
Source: RefSeq, a predicted model, not a curated record